Messenger RNA from Ruditapes philippinarum (Manila clam), 358 nucleotides. Its product is annotated as catenin alpha-1-like. Gene Ontology annotation, molecular function: actin filament binding; beta-catenin binding. NCBI's taxonomy places the organism in Eukaryota, Metazoa, Mollusca, Bivalvia, Venerida, Veneridae. Gene Ontology annotation, biological process: cell migration; cell-cell adhesion. The record is from RefSeq and is a predicted model, not a curated record. Gene Ontology annotation, cellular component: adherens junction; catenin complex.
CCAAGCUCUAGAACAAUCAAGCAAUCAAGAUCCUUCUACAGUAAAGAAAGCAGACGGACAGAUGGGAACCAGACAUCACAGUGAGAAUCAUAGCACAGCAUCUACGUCAAGACCAGUUAUAGAUCUCCUGAAAAAUGCACGCUAUAUUGAGACACAGACAGACAGAUGGGAAGAUAACAGUAACCCUAUUGUUAAAGUUGCCAAAACCAUGGCAACCCAAAUCAAACACAUGACCCAAUAUGUGAGACGUGAAGGUCCAAUUAAUAAUCACCUUGCAUUGGUAGAGACUGCAAAAGCUCUGGCUGAGAAUAGCGACAGGUUCUGCACUUUGCCAUUUUUUAAUCAACCAUUGUAUUGA